ACGAAGAGGGAGCCGAGCGCGGCUCCAUGUUCGCCCCCGGUGCGGAGGAGUCCUGCUCCCCCAGCAAAGAGCCGCGGAAAUACGGAGAGCUCGUGGUGCUGGGGUACAAUGGUGCACUUCCUAAUGGAGACCGAGGACGUAGGAAAAGCAGGUUUGCUCUUUACAAACGCUCAAAGGCUAAUGGAGUCAAGCCAAGCACUGUUCAUGUAAUAUCAACACCUCAGGCGUCCACGGUAUGUGACAGUGGAGAAGAGUGGGUGAUCAGCUGUAAAAGUCAACACAGUAUCUCUUACACUUUAUCAAGAAAUCAGACAGUAGUGGUGGAAUACACACAUGAUGAUGAUACUGAUAUGUUUCAGGUGGGAAGAUCAACAGAGAGCCCAAUAGACUUUGUGGUAACUGACACAAUUUCUGGCAGUCAAAACAGUGAUGAAACCCAGAUCACACAAAGUACCAUAUCCAGGUUUGCCUGUAGGAUUGUCUGUGAUAGGAAUGUACCAUAUACAGCAAGGAUUUUUGCAGCAGGAUUUGAUUCUUCCAAAAACAUCUUUCUUGGAGAAAAGGCAGCAAAAUGGAAGAAUCCUGAUGGUCACAUGGAUGGACUAACUACAAAUGGUGUUCUAGUAAUGCAUCCUAAAGGAGGAUUCACAGAAGAGUCCAAACCAGGAGUAUGGCGUGAAAUUUCAGUUUGUGGAGAUGUAUAUACACUGCGAGAAACAAGAUCAGCCCAGCAAAGGGGAAAGCUAGUUGAAAAUGAGACCAAUGUCCUACAAGAUGGCUCCCUCAUUGAUCUGUGCGGAGCAACCCUUUUGUGGAGAACGGCUGAUGGUCUCUUUCACACUCCAACUCAAAAGCACAUUGAAGCUCUACGGCAGGAGAUCAAUGCUGCACGACCACAGUGCCCUGUUGGGCUGAACACGUUGGCAUUUCCCAGCAUCAAUCAGAAAGAUGUGGUAGAAGAGAAGCAGCCUUGGGCAUACCUCAGCUGUGGUCAUGUGCAUGGCUAUCACAACUGGGGGCACCGAAGUGAUACAGAAGCCAAUGAGAGGGAGUGCCCAAUGUGCAGAACUGUUGGGCCCUACGUGCCCCUUUGGCUUGGCUGUGAGGCAGGAUUCUAUGUCGAUGCUGGACCCCCGACUCACGCUUUUACCCCUUGUGGACACGUGUGUUCAGAGAAGUCUGCAAAGUACUGGUCCCUGAUUCCAUUGCCUCACGGCACCCACGCGUUUCAUGCGGCCUGCCCUUUUUGUGCCACGCAGCUCGUUGGGGAACAAAACGUUGUAAAAUUAAUUUUCCAAGGUCCAGUUGACUGACGGUGUCUACAAUAAUAUCACUUUAACAAGUUACUGUGAAGAUUUUACCACUAACUGUAGAUUUUAAUUUUUUUUUAUAAUAUGUUAAAGGGGUUGAGGGGGUGUACUAAUAGAGAUUGGGAAAAGGGAGGUUACAGCAGUGACAGAUGCCUGGCACUUGACAGAAGUCAGUGAUGCCGCGUUGUAACAGCUGCAUAGUCAUCAAAGCUUGAUUGAUAAGUAUGUUUGUUAUAUCUGUUUGUGAUUGAAUUUUAAAAUGUCAUAUUUGAUUUUAAUCUUGGAUUUUUUUUAACAAAAUUUUUUUCCUUGUAAACUUUGACAAAUCUCUAAAUAAUACUUUUUUCAUUUUUAGGAGUUUAACCAAAAGAUUUAUUGUUGUUGUUGUUGUUGUUUUUAACUAUUACUUUGCAACUGUCAGUAUUUAGGAUCCUAGAAUUAGAGGUGUGAAGGACCUUAGAGGCUGCCUCAUCCAACUUGCUUACUUCACAGAGGAGAGAACUGAGGCACAAAGUAAGUGUCUUGUCCAAGCCAUACAGGUAGUUAGCGACAGAGGCAAAAUUUGAACUGAGGGCCUCAAGACUCCUAAAGCCUGUGACACUUUUUCCACAGUACUGUUCUGCUUGUCUUGAAGAUGUUAAAUCAAGAGUUACAAACAGUGUGUGGAAAUGUUUGCUAACUACAAGAUAGUUAUCUACGUCAGAGUGGCCUGAAUUAGAUUAAAAUGUAAUUGGUAAAUAUUUAACAAAAUAAAUAAAAAUGCAAUGGAAACCUGUGGUUUUCCAAGUCAGCAUGUGGCCUGCAGGGAUUACGUAUGGUUUGUUGUCCCCUGUUUCUAUUGGAAUUCGACACAAAUGAUAUACAUGGUGUUAUGAAAUGAAAAUGUGACAUUAAGCAGUUAAUACAGAGAAUUGUUUUGAUAUUGGAAACUUUGUGACCUAUUUUUUAUCAUAUAAAGUUGAGAAAGAAGAUUCAGGUGUUGUAAUGGCUUUUUAAAAUUUGGUUAUCAGAAUUUAAUUGCUUUGUGCACAUUUGUAGAAUGACUUUUGACAUUAUAAACAGAGAAUUCUCCGUAACUUUUUGGUUUGAGUCUUACACUGUCCCUGCUAUGUACCUUGCAUGCCUAGGACUAUUUGAUUAAUUAAAAUGUAGCAUCUCUCACAAUUCAUUAGCUUGGCAUUAUUGCAGGAGGAGAGAUUGUUUGGGCACCAUAAUACCAAAUUUAUGCAGAUAUGGAGUCAUUUAUUGAGUUUAAAAAGUGAUUGCAGAUCAGUUGGCGGUUUUUUUUAAGCUCUCUUGCAUGUUUUUUGGACUUGGAGAUAUCCAGCAUUCUGUGAACGAAAAGCUCACCUCACACUGUAAUGAAACAGUAGAUUUUGUUCACUCUGCUUCACACCAUCUGUCACCUUCUGUUGCAGCUUGAGGAACACUGUAAGUUUGGAAAAUGUUUGCAAAUCAAACUAAAUUUAAAUGUGAUCAUUAGAUAUACACAACACCCAGUGGUGCUUCUGCAGAGAUAAAAUAAGUGUUUACUGAGGAAUAAUUAUUUUAGAAUUUCUUAUGAGCUUCAACAUCCCAUUCAGUUGGCUUUCUUUAAUUCUGAAUAAUAAUUCUGUGAUACCUCUGGUAACAAGUCUAGAGACUAUCAGUCUAUCCAGGAUGAAAAUGUUCAUUUGGGAGAAUAUUAAUAGCUAUCUGAAAAGAAAUAAAAAUGUACUGAAUGAACAAUAUUUUAAACUAUAACUUCUAUUAAAUUGACCAUUGGAGCUUUUUAUGCUACACAUGAGACCUUUGUAUAGACAUAUAAUUUAUAUAACUUUAAUAUAUUGUGUGUGUAUAUAUCUAUAAAUAUAUACUUGAUUGGCCUGUUGAUAUUUUGACUGUAAAUUGUUUUGUAGUUCAUCUAUAAGCCUAGCAUUUUAAUUCCCUUUACUCAUGGGUGAUGAGAUGUGUUGGUUUUGUUUGCUGCUGUUUUUAAUAUUCUUAUUAUAUAAAAUGUCAGCUUGUCAAUUUAAAAUAGCCUCACUCUUCCAUACACUUUGUGGUUUGGGGUGGGGAGCUUUAGCUUCAGAACACCACAAACCUCCCAUGGCAUUUUUCUCAGUGAUCCCUUUCUGUACAUCUUGCUCAUCUCUCCCUGAAGGCUAAAAACAGAACGAAUUGGACAUGCCUAAAAUAAUAGCACGAGUGCCUUUUUAUUCUGCAAGAGUCUUCUGUGACCUCUGAUCUGGUUCCAAGCCUCACACCAGCAUUGUGGGUUGUUCGGGAUGGACUGUGUUUGCUCAGCCCUUCACCGUUUCAUGGUUUGGGGAAUGAGGAUAAAGGAGUUAUAACUAGCCUAUUUCUGGUAUGUGGUUAGCAACAUACAUUCUUCAGCUUAUUAAACAGUCUGCAGACUAAAUGACUUACUAGUCUUUCAGCCAGAAGGAGCAGAUUUUUCUUUUCUGAGAGAAGUGUGUCCAGAGACCCUUAAGAUUCAGAUUCUCUAUCACUAGUCCUCAAACUCAUGAAACUCUACAGAAAGCAAUUGACUAACCUGAAAAAGCCCCUUACUCUUUUCCAAAGCUUAUCUCAUUAAGUAUUUGUUUGAAAUUUGGAGGUUUCAUUCUCUAAGGAUAGGGCUAGGAUGUUCAGUUUACAGAACUGGGUCACUCUGCAGUCAUUUUUUCCUUGUACCCAGAUGUGCUACUACCUCUUGCCUUCUUCCUUUUCGGAGCUGCCCGUUACGCUUAGAAGCAGAAUGAGGAAGUCCAUAAAAAGAGAAAUAUUUUUAUGCCGAAGUACUUUACUGUCAGUGACAGAAAUGCUUGCCUUUAUAUUUUUGUUUGAUGUUUAAUUUUCUCAAAUUUUUUUUAAAGCAAUUUAGUUGGUAAGUGAAAGAAAAUCUUGUUGCUCACUUGCCAAAGAAGAAAGUAAGCUAAGGAGUAGGAUCCCAGAAGCCGCUUGUAUAAAUUCAGAGUAAAAAGAUUUAUUCUGUCUUCACCUGCAGUGAGAGAAGGGGUAAAGAUUACUGUCCAGUGCCUCUUCCUGAGAGGUUACAGAAAGAGCCUCCUAGACACAGCCCUGAUUCACAGUGAUUCCCUCUGAUGAAGAGGAUAGUAUAUACCAUUUCAAAAGGCAGCAAUAAUGUAUUUCGUAGAAAACACUCUUUUUCUUCAGUUUUUUUUAUCAGUUUAUGAUUGAAAAGAGGUUAAGAGUAGAUGAAGUACUAGUAUUCUGAGUAUAUUUUAAGAGGUUAUUUUUAUGAAUCUCUGCUUUCCCCUGUAAUGUGUACCACACCUCAACAUUUUCCAUCAUCAAGCAUUGUUAGUGACUAUAAUGUGUAAGGUACUGUGCUCUAUUUAUAAAGGUAGGGAAAAAAAUGAAACCAUCCAUGUUCUCAAGGCGUUUGGGUAUAACUUUUUAAAAACAGGACUAAAGGCUCCACCAAGGAGUCAAUAGUAAACUUUUCAUUUCUUCAACUCUGGUCCAAAAGAAUUGAAAUCUUUUAGUUUCCUAGAGUAGUACACAUUAUCAUCAGUUUUAAUUCAUAACUUAUGGUACCACAGUGCCUAUGGAUAACCUCAUAAUAGAGUUGUUUCAUGUAGAAUUUCUGGGGGAAGAGAAAGGAGAAAGCCAUUAAAAAUGCUAGAUUCUGUUAAGGGAGACUAAUGAAUUUGGAUGCAAAAAUAGGCCAGCAGUUGGUCAUAAAAAUAAUUACAGAGGUUUUUUUUUCCCCUGCAUCCUUAGAGAUACAUAACUUCUUGAAGUUACUUUGUACUACUAUAAGGGAACCAAGGAAAUUUUUUUUCCCUCAAAACUUAAAGGGGGAUUGGGGAGAGGGAUGCUCAGGGAAUGUCCAUAUGAAUAGGGAUCAGUGAUUUGCUGCUCGAAGUGAAUGACUGGUCUCCGUUAUAUUGUUGUUCCUUCAAACUCAAGUUAAAGACGUGAUAUAGCUGUGUGAUCUUCUAAAGGUCUAUACCAGGGGUGGGGAAUCUGGCCUCAAGGCCACAUAUGGCCUUCUAGGUCCUUGGGUGUGACCUUUUCACUAAGUCCAAAUUUUACAGAACAGAUUCUAUUAAGGGAAUUCGUUCGGUGAAGUUUGGAUUCUAUCAAAGGGCCACACUUGAGGACUUAGAGGGCCACAUGUGGCCUCGAGGCUGCAGGUUCCCCACCCCUGGUACUGAUGCCUGACACAUGGUAACAAAAGGAAACUUUUUACCCAACUUUUAUUGACCAAGACUUGAACUCUCUUGAGAAAAGGAGUUUUAUAUGAAGAAAUUAGUAUCACUAGAGGUGAGAAGGGAGAAACAUUUUUUUUCCUAGUUCUACUAAGCAAACAAAAAAUUGUUGAAAGGAAAGAUGUCUUUAUAUAAAAUGAAACGGCAGGAAACAAAGGAAAUUAAGUGAUGAUGUUUGUUUGCCAUGUACAGUAUUACUAGCUGUUAGCUGUCUGGAAGUAUUUGUAAAAAAAAAAGGUAUCUUUUAUAAACCAUGUCAAGUUGAAAACUUUAUUUCUUCACUGUUGUGUACCUGUGGAAGUACAAGCCAUUUUACAGGGGGGAAAAAAACCACAAAAACUUCAAAACUAUUAAACUGUUAUUUCAAUA
Molecule: messenger RNA, 5899 nt
Organism: Vombatus ursinus (common wombat)
Lineage: Eukaryota; Metazoa; Chordata; Mammalia; Diprotodontia; Vombatidae
Gene: PELI2
Product: pellino E3 ubiquitin protein ligase family member 2
Exons: 6
Coding region: 27-1313 (428 amino acids)
Biological process (GO): regulation of Toll signaling pathway; protein polyubiquitination
Molecular function (GO): ubiquitin protein ligase activity; protein binding
Source: RefSeq, a predicted model, not a curated record